CACGCGAACAAAUACAGUACCGUAAAGAAGAAAGAAACCAUCCAGUCCGUUUGACACCGACAGCCCGGGAGGCGCGCGUUGGUGCUUCGGGCACGGGACACGGGAUGCAACCGCAGAGCGCAGCGAGCCAACGCCACCGGAAUGGCCGCCAAAGGUGGGGAGGAGAUCCGUGUUCGCAACCAAAAGGCCCAAGGGGGAAAGCUGUUGCUUUCUCUGUUUCGUCUUCCACCCACGGGAACGCAAGCGGCAACCGUCGCUCCCCUCCCCCGUGGCAAAAGCCGGAGGCCUGGUUCCGCCUCGUGGUCCUCGCCUUUGUCGGGAACCUGCUGCUGGCGGUACGAACCAUCGAGCACCAUUCGCGGGGGGCCGACAAAGGGGAAAACAAAGCAAAAUCCCCCCCGGUGUCGCUAACRCUUUUGGGCCUACCGGAACCCUUGGCAACAGCGCCGUCUCAGCGGAAGCGACCGGGGAAGCAGCCCYUGUUUCGGUUUUCCGAGGAGCGUGGGUUCUGGCACCGGUUCUUGCUCCAGGAAGAACACUUGCACAACCCACGAAAGAAGCACAAGAACCACCACGCCCCUGCGGCCGGUGCCACGGGCAACGCCACCGGCAACGCCACCCGAUACCCCUACGGAGAACGAAAACGAGAACGCGGUGGCUUGCGCUGCGGCGAACGCAAAGGCGGAUCGGAUGCCUCGGCCCCAGCCACGGACACGAAGCGGAACAAACACAAACGACCGGGAGUCCAUGCCCUCCCGCCCCUCGGAUUCCAGGACGCCGUGAGGGCCUACGUGGACCGGGAGCGAGAGAAAGAGCGUGGGCGGACACCAUCGUUCCCGGAGUUAGACCCCCUGGGUAGCGAAGGAUCUUCCCAAGGACCUUCCCAAGGACCUUCCCAAGGACCUUCCCAGGGAUCUUCCCCACGUCACCUCCGCCUGCGGUAUUGUUCCUCUCCGCCCCAGGGGCCGUCCUGUUCCUCGGCAAACCACACUGUGUUGGUUUAUUCGGGGGGAAGACCCCGUGGUAACAACAGUGAAAACGACGACAACGACAGCGACGACGAAAAUGCCUACUGGAGGAAYCUAGUGGUCACAACCAUGAAAUUCCUGGCGCGACCCUCCGUCGAGAGGGUCAAUCUGGUGUUGCGACGAGACGAAGGCGAAGACGCCGCGAACGAACAAGACAAACAAGACACACGCAACGGCACCACUACCGCCGUCGCAUCGGUACYCCGCAACAAGUACAGAGCACGGAUCGAAGCGUGGAGGGACACCGACGCGGUGCGGGUGGUGGAGUCGGCCUCGCUGUUUGGGGCCAUCGAUGGGCUGGACGUUCCCUCGGAGGGCCUGGUGUGGGUGGACGCAGAACGGGAACGAGAACGAGGAUCCAGUCCCGGAGCGGGCCACCGUGGCGGUGUGCGGGGCAYGCGRAGGGACACCGCCAUCUUGUUCCGCGCCUGGAGGGAACUCCCGAGUGCGCUGGUCCUCCCCUCUGGGCCCCCACCGGGGGCUGCCGRUGCCCCCGAGCCCGUKGUGUGCCCCCUUUCGUCGCUCCACGGAACCGUGAUGCACAAGCACUACCUCUGCUACCUAAACCACCCGGUAGUGGGGUCCGACCUCCGGAGGCGGCUGGCGGCGGACAAGAAGUUUGGGUGGGAGACCGCGGAGACCGCCAUGGGGAUGCUCCUGCUGGCCAUCGGGGAGGCCUACGUGCUGGUUCAAGUGGAAGACCACCACCGCGGGGAACGACCCGGGGGCGGCCCCGUUCCGGGUCCCGAUGCACGAGAACUCUCGGAGUACUUCUUUGGCUGCGGCGGCCCCUGCGCACCACCCGGAGACGAGGAGGAGGCGCCGGUGCCCGCCAUUCCCCGGUGGAAUCCACCYUCCGAAGGCGACCGCGAAUGCAAGUGACGAACGAACGAACGAACCGGCUUGGGCAAGCCAUGGAAACACAGCAAGUGGCACAGCACCGUGCUGCGGUACAAACCCAAGGCAGAAAAAAUACAGUAGCUACUAGAAGGCAUUGAAAAAAAAACAAAUGAACUA
Molecule: messenger RNA, 2045 nt
Organism: Pseudo-nitzschia multistriata
Lineage: Eukaryota; Bacillariophyta; Bacillariophyceae; Bacillariales; Bacillariaceae
Source: the annotation of a GenBank genome assembly